UAUAUAUACUAUACUGUUACCCAAACACUCCUCCCAGUUUUUUUCAGUGAUAACAUUCUAUAAAUACAAUCACCGCCGAAACUAUUAAGCUACUUUUAUUAAAGUCUGAGAGAAAAAAGAAGAGAGAGGUAAGAUGGAUUUCAAGACUUUUGCAGUCUCUAGUGGCUGCGGGCUCAUCUUUGGAUUAGCUGCAGAGAAAGGACAAGCUUACUUACCAUCAGUCAUAAGGAACCAAAUGACAUUUUCACAGUACACCAUGCUUAAACUCUUCCUACCAGCAGUUGCUACAAGUUGCGGUGUUUUCAGUUUGUUGGCUUUCAUUCCAUCCACUCGACGCUAUUUCCAUUCCGUUCGUAAAGCAUUUUACGAUUCACUUGCAUUUCAAAGUGUCGGAAAGACUUUACUUGGUGGGGCCAUUCUUGGAACUGGAAUGACAUUAUCUGGAUCUUGUCCUGGAAUGAUAUUUGUCCAGCUUGGAACCGGAACACAACAUGCAGUAUACACAUUUGCAGGCUGCAUUCUUGGUGCAGUACUGUAUGGUAUGAUCCACUCCAGCCUCCAGUCUACAUGCAAAAAGAAGCAAGAUGAUGAUGAGCCUUCUCCUCUUUCGAUUGCAGGAAACUUUGUUGAUAGGAUCCUUUCUGUGAGAUAUGUAUCUGUUGCUUUGCCUUUUAUGGCUCUACUCGCUACAGUUUCAAUACUAGUAGAUAUACUCUUUCCAGAGAAAAUAAACCUAUCAGGGCUGCAAAGAAAUGGAAUUCCACUUUUAUCUCAAGCAACAUGGAACCCUCUUUUAUGCGGUGUCUGUAUUGGCAUUCUUCAACUUCCAUUGGCAAUUAGUGUGAAGGAUAGUAUUGGGGGCAGCUCGUCUUAUUGCACUCUAGUAGCUAAAGCAGUGAGUACCACCACAAAGCAAGCUGGAAAUGGGGCCUUUGCCUACUUUAAGAGCUACACUAAUGACUGGUGGCAGGUUGUAUACGUGGGGAGUGCAGCAUUAGGAGGUGCAGCUUCUUCUCUCCUCUCUGGUACGUGGGGCAGUGUUGAGGGUGUCUCUCCUCUUACUGGUUUCAUUGGUGGAGCAUGUCUCCUCUUUGGAGCAAGACUGGCUUCAGGUUGCACCAGUGGCCAUGGAAUAUCUGGUACUGGUCUUCUACAUGGUUUCUCACUCCUUGCUCUGUGUUCAAUGUUUGGUGGAGCUAUUGCAACUGCAGUGACAAUGAAAGCAAUCCUACCAUCAUGAAAAGAGAGACAAAUAUGAACAAGAGUACAUGACUUACUUUCGAUAUAUGAAUUAUCAGCAUUAUACCUAGUCUGUUUUUUUAUUUUAUUGUAAAAAAAAUAAAGAAAAAGGAAGCAGAAAAAACGAUUCUUCUAUGCUGGAUAAUGAAAUAACAAUGGGAAUAAAAUGAGGAGAUGAAAUUAGUUUCAUUAUUAUAUCAUUAAAAAAGUUAAUUUAUAAUUAUCAUCAUUACAUUAUAUAAAUAUAAUUA
Amphimedon queenslandica is the source of this 1490-nucleotide messenger RNA. Its product is annotated as UPF0394 inner membrane protein YeeE-like. Gene Ontology annotation, cellular component: plasma membrane. The record is from RefSeq and is a predicted model, not a curated record. The transcript is spliced from 10 exons. Bases 134 to 1240 code for a protein of 368 amino acids. NCBI's taxonomy places the organism in Eukaryota, Metazoa, Porifera, Demospongiae, Haplosclerida, Niphatidae.